AUGGCAAGUGAGAGGGAAAAAUUCUUGAUAAGAAACACAUUAAUUUCGCUCUUGAAGGCUGUAGAAGGGAGGGAAACUACGGUGGAGUUACGGAAUGAAAACACCGUCACUGGAAGAGUAGAAAAUGUGGAUUCAUUCAUGAAUAUCGUGAUGACGGAUGUUGUUUUCAAAUCUUACAGAGGGAUUUCACAGAACUUUUCUAGUUUUUUUGUUCAAGGGGCCAACAUUAGAUAUGUUCAUAUUCCGGACGAGAUCGAUAUGAGAGCAGCGAUAGAUUAUGAGGUAAACAAAGAAUGGAGAAUGAAGGCUUCUAUUACUCGUAAAGUGAGGAAAGCUGCCGAGCAGAAAAUUGCGAAGAGACAACUGGAGGCUAAAAAGAGAGAGACCCUGAAGGAAAGGCAGAAAGAGUUCGAGGAGAAGAAAAAAAUAUCCAGAGGAAACUUGAAUAAGACUUGAAAAUUGGAGAAAAUGCAAUGAUGUGAACUGAGAAAGAUAUUGGAUGUUUGUGAAAAGAAUGUUCAACCUAAAGUGAUGAAACUGUCAGAGGUGUUCUGUACAUCUGUGUAUAUUACAUGACAGACACUGAACUGUGGACGUCUUUGUAUAUUAUAGGACAGACACUGAAAUGCAAUUUGAUCUGAAUGUUUUAUUGGACCUCAAGACUGCAACCAUUGGAUCAGGACUCAGAAAAUGCAUAGCAUUGAUAAUGCUUGAUUGGUGUUAUCGUCUUAAAUCACUUUAGGGAAAAGGAACUGUCAGGGUUUAUUUCUUGUGGUUUAAUAAAGUAAAUAAAAAGUAAAAUCCUGCCUCUGUUUAUCCACA
Messenger RNA from Ostrea edulis (European flat oyster), 822 nucleotides. Its product is annotated as U7 snRNA-associated Sm-like protein LSm10. Gene Ontology annotation, cellular component: cytoplasmic U snRNP body; nuclear body. The transcript has a single exon. NCBI's taxonomy places the organism in Eukaryota, Metazoa, Mollusca, Bivalvia, Ostreida, Ostreidae. The coding region runs from base 1 to 456 and encodes 151 amino acids. Gene Ontology annotation, biological process: mRNA 3'-end processing by stem-loop binding and cleavage. Gene Ontology annotation, molecular function: histone pre-mRNA DCP binding; U7 snRNA binding. The record is from RefSeq and is a predicted model, not a curated record.